AUGCAGCUACAAUCAUGGCGGGAUUCAAACAGAGAUGUCAUCGAAGACAUCAUUGCCGACUACAUCAAUGAAAAACCACGUCGGAUUUUAGAGUCACCAACUGAUUCUCAGAUCCAAACGAUUAGCCAGGUGAAAAAUUUGACUCAACAGUCAUCAAUGGAGUUAAAAUCAUUUCGGCUAAAAGCUAGAGCAAAGAUUGCCAAAUUAGAUCAGCGUCUUUAUGCCUUCAGCUGUCCUGGUUGUUCAAAAACUUGUGGCCUCUCUGAGCCAAGUGAAUUCACCUGUUUGUACUGCAACACGAAUUAUCCAAACCCAAAUUCAGUAUCAGACUCUGAAAAAGAAAGUGUGGCAUCAGACACAGCCAGCAAAAUGUCAAUAGACACUCCAUCACCAGAAGAUGAGGCAACCACAUCAAAACAAGUAGAAGCAAGAACAAUUCCUGCCAAAAGAAUGCUUCAAUCAACUGACAAUCCAUCGUAUGCAAAACAUAUCAAGCAAGAUUAA
Molecule: messenger RNA, 504 nt
Organism: Oldenlandia corymbosa var. corymbosa
Lineage: Eukaryota; Viridiplantae; Streptophyta; Magnoliopsida; Gentianales; Rubiaceae
Source: the annotation of a GenBank genome assembly